Messenger RNA from Rhododendron vialii, 858 nucleotides. RefSeq names its product putative F-box protein At3g10430. The record is from RefSeq and is a predicted model, not a curated record. Lineage: Eukaryota; Viridiplantae; Streptophyta; Magnoliopsida; Ericales; Ericaceae. Gene Ontology annotation, molecular function: protein binding. The transcript has a single exon. The coding region runs from base 1 to 858 and encodes 285 amino acids.
AUGCUCCGAGCUUUUAUAUAUUUUUUCGUUUGCAAGGAGGAGGAGGAGGAUCAAUCGUUUGCAAGGAGGAGGAGUAGGACGAGAACGAGAACGAGGAGGAGGAGGAGGUUUCAUUGCUGGAGUUUUCUUCCUGAAGAACUUUUGUUUGAAAUCCUCUCGAGAUUGCCUGUCAAAUCUCUAAUGCAAUUAAAGUGUGUCUGUAAAACAUGGCGUGCUAUUCCCACAAACCCUAGUUUUAUUGCCUCUCAUCUCGAAAAGGAUGCUCCUACUAGGCUGGUCAUUUGGAACGCUAACCAUAACGGUCUCUUGGUUGGGCAUGAUGGCUUUCACACCUUCGUAAAAUGCUCCAGAUAUGACUUUCAACCUGUGAAUCUUACUUUCGGGUUUCACAGGAAAGCAGAUUUAAUUUUAGGUUCGUGUGACGACGUCUGGAGUAUCGGUAAGGAUGGAAUCUAUGGAAGUACCAAAGAGGUACCAACUAUUGCGCUAUGGAACCUUGCAACAAGGGCAUUUAGCAUUCUCCCCAUGUCCAUUUGUGACUUACCACCAUAUGGCCAGUUACAUAGAUGUUUGGUAGGGUUUGGUCUUGAUCUCAAAACCAAAAGUUACAAGGUGGUUAAGUUUUCAUAUUUUGGGGAUGAUGAUUUUGGUGUUUACAAUAAUUCUGUUGAAGUUUACGAUUUCAGUUCCGGUCCUUGGAGAGUUCUCCACGCUGAUCAUUUUUCCCCAAAGGUACUUAUUCAUGAUGGUCCACAAAUCAACACAUACAACAAAAACGAUGGUGUUUUUCAUUGGUUCGCGCUUCACAAUUACGAUUUACGCAGUGUCAGUUGUUAUGAGGGGCAGGUUCUUUCGUGA